AAGACCAAUUUCUGCUCAACAAGUCCAGAGUAUCCACUUCAUCGGUGCUUCUGACGCAAGAUAUCUCUAUCUCUAUCCUCAAUGUAGCUUUGCCUGCACCCACAACAAUGCGAGGGAUAAUCAAGCUUUUCUUCCUAUCCUGUUCCUUCGUUUCGCUGGUCAGCAGCGAGAAGACUGAUGAGCUGCCGACCGCGAUCUCUGAUCACUCUGUGCCGAAAGCGACAGCAACCAUUGACCCUAGUGUAUUCGUUCUUUCGAAUGACUUUGAAAUAACAGAUGUCCCGACGAUGAGAGAGUAUACCUUCAAUCUUACCAAAGCUUUGGCCAGCCCUGACGGUUAUGAACGGGAGGUUUACGUUGUCAACAACAUGCUCCCUGGUCCUGUGAUAGAGGCUAACACCGGCGAUACUAUUAUCGUACAUGUCAACAAUCAUCUGCCUGAAGGACAAGGUAUCCACUGGCAUGGUUUGCGACAGAAUGGCACGGCUCUCAUGGACGGUGUUCCUGGUAUAACUCAGUGUUCUAUUCCGCCUGGAGGCUCAUUCACCUACAAUUUCACCGUAAGCCAUCAAUCCGGCACGUUUUGGUGGCACUCCCAUUACUCCAAUUCCAUGGCCGACGGCAUUUGGGGACCCCUAAUUGUGCACUCGGCCAAUGAAUCCCUUCAGAGGGGACGAGACUAUGAUGAGGACCGAAUCGUUUUUAUAACUGACUGGAUGCAUGAUAACUCAGAAGUUAUCGUUGCAGCUCUAAUCUCUCCAGAAGGGUACAGAGGAAGCACUGUUCCUCCACAAGGUGAUGCGAUUCUCAUCAACGGCCGUGGCCAAACCAACUGCACAGCUACUGGUUCCUCGUCAUGCUUCUAUCCCCCACCUCCGGAGAUCCAAGUGCCCGUCGACCGCAGGGUUCGUCUGCGCAUGAUCAGCGCUUCCUCUCACGCCAUGUAUCGCGUCUCUAUCGAUAACCAUUCCAUGGAAAUUGUCGAGACGGAUGGUACUGCUGUUUACGGACCUACGAUCCAUGAGAUGUCUAUCUCGUCUGGAGAACGAUACUCUGCAAUUAUCAAUACUACUGAAGGAAAAGAAGGGGAUGCGUUCUGGCUGAGAACAAGCGUUGCUCUGGCCUGUAUGUCGCAAGGGUCUACUCAAGUGGGAUUGGCGGUGUUGAGAUAUACGGGUAAUGGCAAUAUUACUACUGCUGAGCCUCGGACUGAAGCUUGGACUGAUUUAGCGAGGCAUGAUACUCCUUGUGUUGGGCUUGACGAAAUGUAUGCUCUUUCGCCACGAGAGCCUCUGAACGCGUCCAAAACAGCUUUGCAAAGUCGUGUCCUCAAUAGCAAGCUGGGUACCUUCGUGGACGUCUAUGGUACCUCCUUCGAAGGUUACGGAUUCAAUAAUGUAACAUACCAGAACCAGAUAAACGACCCUUUACUUUCCAUCGUCCAGCGUGGUGGCUCUUGCAACCACUCAUUAAUAACCAACGCAACUUUUCCAGAUAUCGGUGCAGGUAACAUCAUCAUCAACAACUUAGAUGCCCAAAUUGGUCAUCCUUAUCACAUUCAUGGCAACGAGUUCCAGGUGAUAGCACGAGGCUUUGGAGCUCUCACUCUUGAUGACCUGUCAAACAUUGAUUUUAUUUUGGACAAUCCUCUGAGGAAGGAUACAAUUUGGAUGCAGGGUGGAAGCUGGUUGGUAUUGAGGAUCAUAACAGAUAAUCCCGGAGUGUGGGCCUGCCAUUGUCAUAUCGGAUGGCACCUUGCCAAAGGAAAGAUGGCUGUAGUCGUUGUCCAGCCAAAAGCGAUAGAAGAUAUCCAAUGGUCUGAGUCUUGGACGAAUCUCUGUGCUAACACUGAUCCCAAUGCAUUUGGUCCAGCACGGCGUUCAUUUCCAUGACCCCUCGAUGUAGUACUCUACGACAGUUCAUGUACCGUAGUCUUGGUUCGAGAAUGUCUGGACAUCUUAUGUAUGCGUUGGUUUGCAUUGGUAUUGACCAUUGAGAACGUUGUACCACUAUGUAACCCCUGAGUGAAUGACGUCAACAAACACCCCUCCCCUUCCCCUUCUCCUCCCCUGGCGAACUCAUUUAUCGCCUCUGUAUCAAAGCUUUCAUCUCGACCCACUUUCAACCCGAUACCUCCUCCCCUAACAACUCCGCGCCAAGCCACCUGGAGAGGUAAGAACCAAUUGAGGCUUACAGGGAGGGUUUUGGUCGUUCUUGUAAGGAUACAGAAAAACGGGGGUAGGAGGAAGAGAAGGAGAAGGACGAGAGGAGGAAGAAAGGGAAGUAAUUUUGGGGCGCUGAGAGGAGAGAGAGGGAGGGAAGAAGGAGAGAAAAAGAGUAGGAGGACCGUGCGAGGAGGCGUUAGGGAGGAUAGAGGUCCGAAUGGAGGAUACAGAGAAAGUGUGAGAAAGAUGAGUCAGCUCGUAAGCCGAGAAAGAUAAGUGUAAAAGGCGUAGCCUUUCGAGUAGAUAAAAUGCAUAGCUCUAAGCA
Cryptococcus deneoformans JEC21 is the source of this 2490-nucleotide messenger RNA. RefSeq names its product diphenol oxidase, putative. Gene Ontology annotation, molecular function: copper ion binding; oxidoreductase activity. Lineage: Eukaryota; Fungi; Basidiomycota; Tremellomycetes; Tremellales; Cryptococcaceae. Bases 369 to 1892 code for a protein of 507 amino acids. The transcript has 15 exons. The record is from RefSeq and is a predicted model, not a curated record.